Messenger RNA from Symbiodinium necroappetens, 1275 nucleotides. Lineage: Eukaryota; Dinophyceae; Suessiales; Symbiodiniaceae. The record is from the annotation of a GenBank genome assembly.
AUGCCAAACAUGGGCAUGGCGGGCAUGGGUGCGGGUGGCUAUGGCAAAGCUGGUGGAAGGGGCAACGAGCCAUCGUGCAACCUCUUCGUGACCGGAUUGCCAAUGGAGAUCGAUGAGGGUCAGCUCCGUGAUCUCUUUGCAAACUAUGGGAUGGUUAUGCGGUGCAAAGUGCUGCCGCACAACGGCAUGCCCGAUCGGGCCGCCCUGGUGGAAAUGGGCGACGUGGCGCAGUCCCAGUGGAUUGUCAACAAUUUGAACGGGAACACGCCGGCCGGCAUGUCGGGCCCCAUCAAGAUCGGCUACUCCCAGUCGAAGGGCAAGGGCAGCCGGCAAUCGCCCUACGAGCAGCCUGCGCCUGGCAACCUCUCAGGCUUGGAGAUCAAGCUUGCGACGCACACCAAUGACCUUGGCAACAAGUUGUGGGUGGGACAGAUCCCUCUGGGAACCACGAAGGACCUCAUGUACCACGAGUUUUCGAAGUACGGAGCUGUCCAGGAUGUGUACAUACGCGAUGACGGAAAGGUCCAGGGCCGCAUGUGGGGCUUUGUUACCUUUGUGGACUCGACUGGAGCCACGGAAGUCCUGUCGGCCUUCGCGACAGGAGCCUUCGCGGCACAGGCGAUGGGCGCUGCGCAGGACCAGUUCCAGAUGCCUCCACCGCCGAUGCCGGAACCCCCGCAGCCCCUCUCCGUGAGGCCUCGUGCAGACAAUCCGUGCAAGUUGUGGGUCGGCGGCAUUCCUGCCGGGAGCACCGAGAUGUUCUUGCGGGAAGAGUUUGGCAAGGUUGGCCAGGUGACAGAGGUCUUCCUCAAAGACGACGGCCAGCGCUCGGGUAGGAUGUGGGGCUUCAUUACCAUGGCAGAUGCCGGCCUGGCGCAGGCAGCCAUCGCCGAGAUGAAUGGCAAGACGCUCCAUCCACCACAGGUCGAUUUCAAUGCAGCCCAGCAGGACGUGCCUACCAUGCAUGGCAUGCAUGCAGGAGGCUUCGACCCCAGCCUAGCUCCAGAAGCAGAACAUCAGGCACCGGCCAUUGCAGGCGUUGCACCGGCCGGGCUUGCGAUGAAUGGCAACGGCAACAACCUAGGUCAUGUGCAGAGCCACAUGGCCGGAGGCUUCGUGCAAGAAGGCUUCGGUGCCGAAGCCCACCCCUCCGCCGGGCACGAUGCAGGCUUCGGUGUUCCACCGCCGCCCCCAGCGAGUGGCUUCGGCGGUCAAGGCCUGAAUGGCCAUGCACCGCCCGAGGCAGCGCCGAUUGGCUCGGCCACUGCCGGCUGA